CUUCCUAUAUAAGGUUCGUGUAUAUGCUUGUUUCAUCAAUCUUAAUUCCUCGUAAUUUCGAAAGAUUGGUAUGACACGAUCUCUAACUUGAAUUUUCAUUUAAAAAAUUUACCUUCUGUCUUGUUGGGUUUCUUAAAUUUCUGUUGUACUUACUCUUACAGUCUUUUUUUUUUUUUCGACUGUAGUGGAGAAUUGUAGUGAGAACAAAGAGGGUGUUCGAAUUUGGCCGUGACGAGGUCACAUCCGUACCACGAGGCAUAGCUCUGUCCAAUACGAUGACACGUGGCACUCAGCCGCAGACGGAGUUUAAUCAAAUUGCUGGGACACCAGUCAUGCCUGGGGCCUUGGAAAUCAACUCAGCAGGGGAUUUUUCAAGCUUGUUCAGGGAGCUACCCAACAGAGGCAGGGUGGUACGUGUGCGCGAGGUCACAGAAAAUACACCGGCCAGCCAUGACCCUCGCAAUGCCGAUCUCUCAAACAUGGUGCCUUGGCAUCAGAUGGGCAUCUCAUCCGAGCAUCAAUCUCUCCCAAUCCCACCCCCUCACCCUAUAAUCCAGGGAAUGAUGGGCCAUCACAUAUCAGCAUUGCCGCCACAGUGGCAGAUCCAGGCCAAUAACUCAGCUGGAGUGGAUGGCCAGGAUACACAGGGGGAUAUCACAGUCAACUGCUCAAGUGCACCAACUAUUCCACUCCCGGGAAUGGCGGGCUACGAUGUGUGGUCGAUGUUGCCAGCCCACCUGAAGGAUCUCUCCCUCAGUUGCACUAUGAAACCUACAAACCGUCAAAACACUGACGAAAUGAACUGGCAGCCAGAUGAUCCAUCUGAUCACGGCCACUCGUUCGCCGGACCCGCUUUACUGAACAUCGUAAGGGCUCCAUCAUCAAUUUACGAUCCAAUCUAUCAAGGGACAACCCUAUGUGCAGACCCACAUCUGAAGGCAUACACGGGCAGCGCGUUCUACAGUUAUGGAACAAACGGACCGUAUCCGUAUCAGUCGUCCACAUCAUACGGACAUCUGGGAAACCUAAUCUCACCUGAUUAUGUUUUCAAGGUGUUCCUGGCUGAUCAUCUCCAUCCAUUGCUUCUAAAGGGGUAA
Molecule: messenger RNA, 1097 nt
Organism: Magnolia sinica
Lineage: Eukaryota; Viridiplantae; Streptophyta; Magnoliopsida; Magnoliales; Magnoliaceae
Exons: 10
Coding region: 276-1097 (273 amino acids)
Source: RefSeq, a predicted model, not a curated record